This is a messenger RNA of Coniosporium apollinis CBS 100218, 1059 nucleotides long. RefSeq lists its product as uncharacterized. Gene Ontology annotation, molecular function: protein kinase binding; cyclin-dependent protein serine/threonine kinase regulator activity. Lineage: Eukaryota; Fungi; Ascomycota; Dothideomycetes. The coding region runs from base 1 to 1059 and encodes 352 amino acids. The transcript has 2 exons. Gene Ontology annotation, cellular component: cyclin-dependent protein kinase holoenzyme complex; nucleus. Gene Ontology annotation, biological process: regulation of cyclin-dependent protein serine/threonine kinase activity. The record is from RefSeq and is a predicted model, not a curated record.
AUGCUCGCGGCUUCAUCCUCCAACUCGCCCACCUUCUCCGCAACCUCCUCGCCCACCUUUCGCACCCGGUCGCGGCAUGCCUCGCGCAGCUCCUCACACCACACACAGUCUCCCCGAACAUACCAGAUCUUCCCAGAUUCCCGGCGACCGGAUGCGCCAGCAGCUCCGCUCACCGCGCCUCCCGCAGCGCCUACCGUCUCGAACCCCGGACGACAGACUGUCGAUGCGGGAACUCAGUACACUCCACAAGGCUAUCCACCGACCGCACAGAGGCCGAUAGAGAGGCCGAUAGACAUACCUAGGAGCGAAGGCACACUGCCGAGGAGCAACUCGACGACCAAGCGGAGGGCAGCCUCCACCACAACCACAACGGACCCUCCGGAGCCAGAAGUGCGGCAGGCUCCGCAGACGCCUUCGAAAAAUGCGCGAGCCUCUGAACCGGCCUCUGCGAGCGCGUCUGCUCCAGUACUGCAAGCAGGCCAGCCUUCGCCGCAGAAGCGCAUACGGCCGUCCAGUUCGGCGGUGAAAGUCAUGCCGGUGAAAUAUGAGACGUGCGAUGUCAAGGAUUUAGGGGUGCUGAUCUCAGACAUGCUGAUCGAGCUCGUCCGUAUCAACGACGGCUUUCCGCUCAAAGACGGGCAGCUGACGCGGUUCCACUCACGAGCACCCCCAGGCAUCUCCAUCCGCGACUACCUCUUCAGGCUCAUCAUCCACGCCACGCUCUCCCCGCCAAUCCUCCUCUCCAUGGUCUACUACGUCGACCGCCUCUGCCUGCUCUACCCCGCCUUCACCAUCAGCAGCCUGACUGUGCACCGCUUCCUCAUCGCCUCGGCGACCGUCGCUGCGAAGGGCCUCAGCGAUAGCUUCUGGACCAACAACACGUACGCGCGAGUCGGCGGCGUGAGCACAAGGGAGCUGGCACUGCUGGAGCUGGAGUUCCUGACGCGCGUUGACUGGAAGAUCGUGCCGAAGCCGGAGGUGCUGGUGGAUUACUACGUUAGUCUGGUGGGGAGGAGCGAGGGAUAUGUGCUUGAGAGUCUGGAGCCGGCGAAGCAGUAG